GGAGCUAUUCGAACGAAUCCUUUCUAUUACAGAGUUGAUGGACUAUCGCCGGCUGCUCAUCGCGGCGACUGAGAUCGUGCUCUCCAGCGAUCACCGCGCCGAUGGCAGCGCUCCUCUGAAUUCCGCCGAGCUCGGGGUCUCUGGAGUCCUGAAGCCCCACCAGAUCGAGGGCGUCUCCUGGCUCAUCCGCCGUUACGAGCUUGGCGUCAACGGCUUGCUUGGAGACGAGAUGGGCCUUGGAAAGACUGUUCAGGCUAUUGCUUUCUUGAAUUAUCUCAAGAUGCAGAACAUUUCUCCUGGUCCUUUCUUGGUACUGUGUCCUCUAAGCAUCACAGAUGGUUGGUUCUCAGAAUUCAAUAAAUUCUGCCAAAACUUGAAGGUUCUUCAAUAUGUUGGUGAUAAAGAACAUCGUCGUGCUCUUCGAAGGAUCAUGCAUGAACACUUGCAAAAGCAAUCUGCACUGUCUGCUUUAAACUUUGAUGUGUUGUUGACAACUUAUGAGAUGGCUCUAUUGGAUCAAGAUUUCCUCUCACAAAUUCCCUGGCAUUAUGCUGUCAUUGAUGAGGCUCAACGACUAAAAAAUCCUUCAAGUCCAGGUCAAAAUUUGGAAAAAGCUAAAGAACAAUUUAAAAUUUUGAAACAUGUGCUCAAAGCAUUUAUGCUUCGGAGGACAAAAGCAAUGCUUAUUGAGAGAGGAACCCUGACGCUGCCCCCACUUACAGAGAUUACCGUAUUGGUGCCAUUUGUGUCCCUGCAAAGAAAGGUCUACAUGUCAAUACUGAGGAGGGAGCUUCCUGCACUGCUUUCACUCUCAUCCGGGGCUUACACUCAUCAGUCUUUACAAAACAUUGUGAUGCAGCUCCGCAAAGUAUGUAGUCACCCGUACUUGUUUAAUGGAAUUGAGCCAGAACCAUAUGUGGAAGGUGAACAUCUAGUUCAGGCAAGCGGUAAACUUAUUGCUCUGGAUCUACUACUUAAGAAACUUCAUGCUGAUGGCCACCGUGUUCUUAUUUUUGCUCAAAUGACUCAUACCCUUGACAUUUUACAGGAUUUUCUGGAACUGCGCAAGUACACCUAUGAGCGCCUUGAUGGAUCCGUCCGUGCGGAGGAGCGUUUUGUUGCAAUAAGGAACUUCAGUCUUAACCUCACUGGUGAUGUCAUCGAACCUCAGGCUAAACUUAAUGGUGCUUUUGUUUUCAUUAUCUCAACCAGAGCAGGUGGUGUUGGACUUAAUCUUGUGGCCGCGGAUACUGUUAUAUUUUAUGAGCAAGACUGGAAUCCCCAGGUUGACAAACAGGCUUUGCAGCGUUCCCACCGCAUUGGUCAAAUUAAUCAUGUGCUAUCUAUAAAUCUUGUAACGCAAAACACAAUAGAGGAGGUCAUUAUGAGGAGAGCUGUGAAGAAAUUGCAGCUCAGCAACAGUGUUAUGGGGACAGAAGUUGAGUGCAAUAAGGCAGGGAAUGAUGCCUUGAUUGAAGCUGGCGAUAUGCGAUCUCUUAUUCGUGGUUUACAAGUCUUUGACCCCGUAGAUAAUAAUGCCAACAAUUUGAAUGUGGAUAACUUGGUAGAAUUGAGUACAAUGACAGAAAAAGUAGUUCAGAUGCGCAAUUCUGAGCUGUUAAACAAGGAUGAUUGCAUAUUUGAAAUUAAUCCCUCAGAUGUUUUGAGUGAUUGUCUUUCUGCUAGGAAAAAGGCCUCUUCAUUCAAUUUUGACGUUGGACUUGAUGAAGUCUCUUAUCUAUCUUGGAUUGAGAAAUUAAAAAAAGUUGCACCAGCUACCCAGGAAACUAAUGAGGAAUUUCGAAAGAGGAAACAUUUGUCCGAAGAAAGGCUGGUAAAACAAGAAGCAGAUAGAAGGAAGGCAGAAGAGAAGAAAGUGGCCAAAUGGGAAGCCCUUGGUUACCACUCAUUAUCUGUUUAUGAGCCUGAUGUCACAGUCGAGAAUGACUUAAUCUCAGAUUCUGGAUCAGUUCAAUUUGUGUAUGGUGAUUGUACUAAACCUAGCAGUGUUUGUCCCACAGAACCUGCAAUUAUAUUCAGCUGUGUGGAUAAUUCGGGGAACUGGGGUCAUGGAGGCAUGUUUACUGCAUUGGCAAAUCUUUCAGCAAGCAUUCCAGAUGCUUAUCAUCGGGCAUCUGAAUUUGGAGAUCUUCAUAUGGGUGAUCUGCAUUUAAUGAAGUUGAACGAUGGUGACAACGGUAUCAUGGCUCAGGCUCCUCUAUGGGUGGCCUUAGCUGUGGUGCAGUCAUAUAGUUCAAGACGUAAGGUUCCAAGGAGCAAUAUCUCUACAGAUGAUCUGGAAAAAUGCCUUUCAAAGGCCUCCGCAUCUGCUUCUCAAAAUUCUGCAUCUAUUCAUAUGCCAAGGAUUGGUUAUCAAGAUGGAUCUCAGCGAUCAGAAUGGUAUACAAUCGAGCGCCUCCUGCGUAAAUAUGCCUCAAUAUUUGGCAUUAGCAUCUUUGUUUAUUAUUAUCGGCGAACUCAACAAUGAGAGAAACGAGAUGACACCAGUCGUGUGUGCAUAAGAUGUCGCUACCCUUGCUUAGUGCAAGUAACUAGUUUUCAUAUUUUUCUUCUCAGACUUUGAAUGAUUUUUACAAAAUUUACAUAUGAAUUAAAGCUAAUAGAUGGUGUAGAAGAAACACCAAUGUUACCUCUUAUGUAUCGUUCUGAAGGUGCUGCUAAAGGCCAUCAAACUGGAUUUUGAAAAUUUGAAGCUCUCCUGUUUGACUCUAUAAUUAGAGUUUGAAUGGUUUUUAUUCUCUUUUA
Messenger RNA from Dendrobium catenatum, 2766 nucleotides. Its product is annotated as probable helicase CHR10. The record is from RefSeq and is a predicted model, not a curated record. Bases 38 to 2488 code for a protein of 816 amino acids. The transcript is spliced from 16 exons. Gene Ontology annotation, biological process: DNA repair; chromatin remodeling. Gene Ontology annotation, molecular function: ATP binding; DNA helicase activity; ATP-dependent chromatin remodeler activity. Lineage: Eukaryota; Viridiplantae; Streptophyta; Magnoliopsida; Asparagales; Orchidaceae.